CAUGUUUUGUUUUAUUAUAGUACAUAUAAAAUUAAAGUUUCAAACAGAAAUAUUAGAAAAUAAACUUUUGAAGUAUAUAAUACGCCAGAUUAACGAAAAAAUUCGCUAUGGAUGGUGAAAUAAACCCAACAUUUGAGGAGACUGAAGACCACAUUAAUAACGAGGGUGCCGCGAGCGAUUUUGGAAAUAAAAAGAUACGGGAAAAUGGCAACGUUCCGGCAGAAAAUCACGAUAAAAAUCAGAAUAAAAUGAUAUACGAAAUUAAUGAAAGUCCUAGAUGGCAUGUUUGCAUUAUUUUAGGCAUACAGCACUGCUUACUUGCGGUUGGAGGCUUGGUUGGGAUGCCACUUAUAAUAGGAAGAAGUCUUUGUAUGUUUGAUGACGACGUUGGAUAUGUUGGCCGCGCGAUGGUGAUAAAUGCAAUGUUGUUCAUUUCUGGAAUUGUAACAUUUAUACAAACAACGUUUGGGUCCAGGCUACCUAUCAUGCAAGGUGGAUCAUCUGCUUUUCUUCCUGCAACACUGGCAAUACUAUCCCUCCCUCACAAUCGAUGUCCAUCGGCUCCAAUAAACAACACAGAUUUAACUAACGGUACUGUGAUGUAUAAUGAUACUGACGGAACUUUAGUUGAUGGUGCGGAACUAUGGCAAAGACGAAUGCGAGAGAUCCAAGGGGCACUUGCCGUUGCUGCCGUUCUAGAGAUUCUGCUGGCGAUGACAGGAGUUGUUGGAUUUCUCAUGAGAUUUAUCGGGCCGUUGACUGUUGCACCAUCUAUAACCUUAAUAGGUCUAUCUUUACUUGACAUAUCAGGAUAUUGGGCCUCAGGCCAGUGGGGGAUAACCAUUUUUACUAUUGCUUUGUUGGUGGUAUUUUCUCAGUACUUAAAAGAUAUAAAAGUACCUUUUCCUUGGUACAGUCGAACUCGAGGCUGUUUUGUAAAAAGAUCGAAUUUUUUCAAGAUGUUUCCAGUCCUUCUUGCUGUUAUAUUAGGAGUUAUAUUAUGCGUCAUUCUGACAGCUACCGGAGCAUUGCCCAGUAAUCCGAGUGAACCCGGUUACAGGGGGCGUACGGAUACGAGAAUAAGAGUACUUUACAAUAGUCCAUGGUUUCAAUUUUCUUAUCCUGGCCAAUGGGGCCUUCCCGUUGUUACAGCGUCGGGUGUGAUUGGGAUGUUAGUGGCAGUUAUCAUUAGUAUGGUGGAAUCAAUUGGUGAUUAUUAUGCAUGUGCAAGAAUUGCUGGAGCGCCACCGCCUCCAAAACAUGCAGUAAACAGAGGUUUAGCAAUCGAAGGACUUGGAACUGUACUUUCUGGGCUUAUUGGAACAUCUACGGGCACAACUUCAUACACACAAAAUAUCGGAGCGCUAGGAAUUACUCAAGUUGCAAGUCGAAGAGUUCUGCAAGUUGCUGGGAUCGUUUUCUUUAUAUUUGGAAUGCUAGGAAAGUUCGGUGCAGUAGUUGUUCUUAUUCCGGAUCCCGUUAUGGCUGGACUCUUCUGUGUGGUGUUUGGGAUGGUUACAGCAGUUGGUAUAUCUAAUCUCCAAUUCGUGGAUAUGAAUUCUGCCAGAAAUCUUUUUAUCAUUGGAUUUUCGCUAUUUAUGGGGUUAAUGGUACCAAGAUGGGUAGCAUCCCAUAGGAACGCCAUAGACACCGGAGAAGUAAUAGUAGAUCAGAUAUUCUUAGUGCUGCUGGAGACUCCUGUGUUUGUUGGAUUCGUUCUCGGAGUCUUUUUUGAUAAUACAAUGCCAGGAACUCUGAAAGAACGUGGUAUGUUGGAAUGGAGAAAACGUGCUGGUGAAGAUAAUGCUUCCGAAGAAGAGCGUGAAAAAUAUAAAAAAGAAGUUGCAAAAUGCUAUAACCUUCCUUUCAGCACAAAUUUCAGAUUUGCCAGAUACAUCCCAAUACUUCCAGAGUUCAAUACAAAACCACCCAAGACAGAAAAAGAAGAUAAAGUUUCAGCGGUCAUAUAACUGUCGAAAUCAAACCUAAGCUAUAUCGUCAGUACGUAGAAAUUGUAUUUGAAGCACGAAAGCUAGAAUUUGGAUCGCACCAUCCAUUUCACAGCAGUUUAACAAUAUACAUAUAACUGUCAAAAUCAAAUGUAAGCUAUAUCGCCAGUACGUAGCAAUUGUAUUUUAAUCACGAAAGCUGGGUUUCUGAUUUCACCAUCCAACAAAUUAGCAGUUUAACGAUAUACAUUGUAGUCGUCUUGAUUAUUUCAAUCCCGGUUUUCACGUUUUUUUGCCGUAAACCGUAAGCGUAAAAGCGUUUAUCAAAUUGGGGCAUUGCGAUAAACCGCACACCCAAUGCUUUUAUUACCAUCAGACGACCAUCAUAUGCAAUUGGCGGUUAAUACGAUCUCGACGUGUUUCAUCGUAUAUUUACCGGUUCUUUCACAGGACUGAUUCCAUAAGAUAACCCAUUUCCCAGAUUAAGAAUAUGAAAAAGCAACCGACAUUUAGACAAUAAAAUAUUUGAUACACAAGAACACCAAAAAUGGGCACUCCAUACGUAUGUGUACCAAUACGGGGGUAACUAAUUUUGUUCGCCCAUUUUACAUCAAGUUGUGUAAGGGGACUGAAACCCAUGGGCAGGGGGAUAUUCACAUGGCUAACACAGACAGCCCCCGAACUCGUAAUCGGACUAAAAAAAGGGAAACCGGAAUAAAAUUAUGGCCUAACCCCAACCUGGUACACUUACUACGAGAGUACCGAAAAAUGUAUAUAUGUUUACCGAUAAACUGGUAAUAAAACAAAGCAUUUAAAUGCACUUUACCUCCAUUCCAUAAUAGGCUGCAGAACCCCAACACGAAUCCUCAGUUUCAGCUUCACCACGUCAACACAUCUUACUUUGUUUAUUGUAAUUUCUUUCAUCAAAUCGUACCUCACUUAUGUAGAAAUCUUUUCCUAAAUGAAGUAUUUUUCAAAAUAUCAUAAUUUUGACUAUUUUGAGAAACAACGACAAAAUUA
Styela clava is the source of this 2969-nucleotide messenger RNA. Its product is annotated as solute carrier family 23 member 2-like. Gene Ontology annotation, cellular component: membrane. The record is from RefSeq and is a predicted model, not a curated record. Gene Ontology annotation, biological process: transmembrane transport. Gene Ontology annotation, molecular function: transmembrane transporter activity. NCBI's taxonomy places the organism in Eukaryota, Metazoa, Chordata, Ascidiacea, Stolidobranchia, Styelidae.